UGGCGCGGGGGGCGGGCACCGGGGCCCGAUCGGACAUGGGCAAGAAGCACAAAAAGCACAAGUCGGACAAACACCUCUACGAGGAGUAUGUAGAGAAGCCCCUGAAGCUGGUCCUCAAAGUGGGAGGGAACGAGGUUACCGAGCUCUCCACGGGCAGCUCUGGGCACGACUCCAGCCUCUUUGAAGACAAAAGCGAUCAUGACAAACACAAAGAGAGAAAGCGGAAAAAGAGAAAGAAAGGAGAGAAGCAGAUUCCAGGGGAAGAAAAGGGAAGAAAACGGAGACGUGUAAAGGUAAAGGAGGAUAAAAGAAGGCGAGAUCGUGACCAUGUGGAUAUCGAGGUAGAAAAAGACCUACAGUGUCAGGCCCCUGUCGGAUUAGACUUGCCUCCUGAGAAGCCUCUUGCAAGCUCUUUAGCCAAACAAGAAGAAGUAGAACAGACACCUCUUCAAGAAGCUUUGAAUCAACUGAUGAGACAACUGCAGAGAAAAGACCCAAGUGCUUUCUUUUCAUUUCCUGUGACUGAUUUUAUUGCCCCUGGCUACUCCAUGAUCAUUAAACACCCAAUGGAUUUUAGUACCAUGAAAGAAAAGAUCAAGAACAAUGAUUACCAGUCCAUAGAAGAACUGAAGGAUAACUUCAGACUAAUGUGCACUAACGCUAUGAUUUACAACAAACCAGAGACGAUUUAUUAUAAAGCUGCGAAAAAGCUGUUGCACUCAGGGAUGAAAAUUCUUAGCCAGGAGAGAAUUCAGAGCCUGAAGCAGAGCAUAGACUUCAUGGCAGACUUGCAGAAAAGUCGGAAGCAGAGAGACAGGACAGACACCUCGCAGAGUGGGGAGGACAGCGGCUCCUGGCCAAGAGAGAGGGACGACACUGGAGACGCUGAGGCACAGGGCUUCAAGAGCCCCAAUAAGGAGAAUAAAAAGAAAGACAAAGAUGUGCUUGAAGAUAAAUUUAAAAGCAAUAGUUUAGAAAGAGAGCAGGAGCAGAUUGACCGCAUCGUUAAGGAAUCUGGAGGGAAGCUGACCAGGAGGCUUGUUAAUAGUCAGUGUGAAUUUGAAAGGAGAAAGCCAGAUGGAACAACAACAUUGGGACUUCUCCAUCCUGUGGAUCCUGUUGUCGGAGAACCAGGCUAUUGUCCUGUGAGACUGGGGAUGACAACUGGAAGACUUCAGUCUGGAGUGAAUACUUUGCAGGGAUUCAAAGAAGAUAAAAGAAACAAAGUGACUCCAGUGUUAUACUUGAGUUAUGGACCCUACAGUUCUUACGCACCACAUUAUGACUCCACGUUUGCAAAUAUCAGCAAGGACGAUUCUGAUUUGAUCUAUUCAACCUAUGGGGAAGACCCUGAUCUCCCCAAUGAUUUCAGCAUCCAUGAGUUUUUGGCCACAUGCCAAGAUUAUCCAUAUGUUAUGGCAGAUAGUUUACUGGAUGUUUUAACAAAAGGAGGACAUUCUAGAACCCUGCAGGAGUCCGAGACGUCAUCUCCUGAAGAUGAAGGCCAGACUAGGAUACUUGACACAGCAAAAGAAAUGGAGGUUACAGAAGUUGAACUCACAGGGCGUUUAGACUCCAGUAAUCAAGACAAGCUCACAGCACUGAAAGCAGUAACACACUUCGGAGCCCCAGUCGAAGUGUUCGACUCUGAAGAAGCUGAAGUGUUCCAGAGGAAACUUGAUGAGACCACCAAACUGCUCAGAGAGCUCCAGGAAGCCCAGAAUGAGCGUCUGAGCACCAGACCCCCUCCCAACAUGAUCUGUCUCUUGGGUCCAUCAUACAGAGAAAUGCAUCUCGCUGAACAAGUGACCAGUAACCUUAAAGAACUUGCACAGCAAGUAACUCCAGGCGAUAUUGUAAGCACAUACGGACUCCGAAAGGCGAUGGGAAUUUCCGUCCCCUCCCCGGGCAUUGAGAACCACCUUGUCGAUCUAACAGAAGAUUUUGAGGAACCUAAAAACACCGAUGUUACUGAGUGUGAACCUGAUGGGAUUUGAAACUAUCUGGUAUUUGAUUAUAUAUUAUGUAUAUAUUUUUUUCAUUAACUUGGAAAUGCUUUUCAGAAGAUAUUAAAUAUUUGUAAAUUGUGUUUUUAAUUAAACUUUGGAACAGUUAAUUUUAAUGUUCCAGAGAUUGAACUUCUAUUAGGUAAUAAAGCUAAACCUGGACUAUGAGCUGUAUUGUACAUAUCAGCUGAGUUACCCCUUCACCUUUCCCUGGGGCUGAAUCUGAGGAUGAAGUGAUAGAGAAAAGCUUGGAGAAUAAAACAGCCUUUUUCCUGACCAUCCAUUAAAAAGUUGCCCAAAUCAUUGAAAUCCCUCAUUUUCCCAUAUUUGCCUUACUUCUCAUUAAGAAAAUUAUAACCAAAUGGUUCCUGACUUAGCAGAUUUCACUUCGAGGAUUUAUUCAAAAAGUGGCCUUGUGAGGAAGGAAUGAUUUGGACCGGUUGGAAUACCGAGCAGAAAGUGGAUGGGAGUAGACCUAGGCAAAAGUUCUUGCAGAGAGUGAUAGUGCUGCUUCCUUAUGUUUCACGGGCAGGACCAUGACUGAGAAACUCUUCUUUAAAAUUUCCAUCCAGUGAGAUUCCCAUUGUUAUACCAUGAAAACAAAUUCAGCUUUAGAAUUUACUAGCAUGUCCCCCGUUUACCUGUUGGGGACGAUGUCCCUAUGUGGAAGGACCAGGGCUUCCCACCACAAAAGCAAAACAAAAUAAAAACCAUGUCAGGAGUUUCAUAGCA
This is a messenger RNA of Odocoileus virginianus texanus, 2738 nucleotides long. RefSeq names its product bromodomain containing 7 (gene BRD7). The record is from RefSeq and is a predicted model, not a curated record. Gene Ontology annotation, cellular component: nucleus. Gene Ontology annotation, biological process: regulation of transcription by RNA polymerase II. Lineage: Eukaryota; Metazoa; Chordata; Mammalia; Artiodactyla; Cervidae.